AUGAUUACCACUAUUGAUUUUGAUUGUGAUGAUAAUAAUAAUGAAAAUGGCAUCGAAGAUGGUGAUUAUGAUGAUGGAGAUGAUAUUGAUGAUGAUAAUGAAAAAGAAGAUCCAUUUAGUCCAAAAUGUCGAAUACCAUUACCGAAUCUAUAUGGUGGUGGUGGUAAUGAUAAUCAUAGCUAUUUUGAUUCAUCAACAUUCAUCAAACGUCGUAAUGAACGUGAACGUACAAGAGUUCGUAAUGUUAAUGAUGGAUUUGAACGUUUAAGAAAUCAUUUACCAUUAUUACCGAAUCAACGUGAAAAACGUUUAUCCAAAGUUGAAACAUUACGUUUAGCUAUUUCAUAUAUAAAACAUUUACAAAAUCUUUUAGAAUCUUGAUCGAACAUCGAAACAAAUAGGAAGCUAAUUGCGAAAAAUUGUCGAACACCAUCGACAAUCGACAAAACUAUCGAUUAUAUCGAUU
Messenger RNA from Dermatophagoides pteronyssinus (European house dust mite), 466 nucleotides. RefSeq names its product helix-loop-helix protein 6-like. Gene Ontology annotation, molecular function: RNA polymerase II transcription regulatory region sequence-specific DNA binding; DNA-binding transcription factor activity, RNA polymerase II-specific; protein dimerization activity. NCBI's taxonomy places the organism in Eukaryota, Metazoa, Arthropoda, Arachnida, Sarcoptiformes, Pyroglyphidae. The record is from RefSeq and is a predicted model, not a curated record. Gene Ontology annotation, biological process: developmental process; regulation of transcription by RNA polymerase II.